Messenger RNA from Phycomyces blakesleeanus NRRL 1555(-), 2179 nucleotides. RefSeq lists its product as hypothetical. Gene Ontology annotation, cellular component: nucleus. The transcript has 18 exons. Gene Ontology annotation, molecular function: protein binding; nuclear import signal receptor activity. The record is from RefSeq and is a predicted model, not a curated record. Bases 1 to 1527 code for a protein of 508 amino acids. Lineage: Eukaryota; Fungi; Mucoromycota; Mucoromycetes; Mucorales; Phycomycetaceae. Gene Ontology annotation, biological process: NLS-bearing protein import into nucleus.
AUGAGUACAGCACGACAUGACAUGUAUAAGCGCACUGCUAUCUCUGGCACAGCCCAGGAUUUGCGCCAAAGACGAGUAGACAUAAGUACUGCAAUUCGAAAUCGACAUCGUGAUGAGCUCAUUACAUCCAAGAGAUUCCGAUUCUUGUCUAUCAAUGAACCUGAGAUUGUAGACCUUGAAAGUGCAAAGAUACAUGAUAAAUAUACCGAUUUAUUUAACCUGGCAGAGCCACAGGUAAAAUCGCUCGUAAACGAUCUCAAUAGCACACACAAGAAAGUACGCAUGGACGCUGUUGUAUAUCUAGGCGAUUAUGCGUGUAAUCCUUCCGAGGCUUUGGUGAAGUACAUCAAGUCUGGCGAAUGUAUCAAGUCUCUUGUGAAUAUGGUUAUCUGUGAAGUGGAUCCUGUCAUAAUUCAGCAAAUUGUCCAGGUUAUUUCUAAUAUUGCUGCCGGUCCUUAUGACUUGUGUGUCCAAUGUCUUCCUGCUAUUCCUUACCUGGUUACUAUGCUCAAUUCAAAUAACACAGAAAUUCGUGAGCUAGCUUCGUAUGCACUUGGUAAUAUGGCGUCGGAAGAUUAUGACCGUACAUCUGAACAAGACGAAGAGAUUCGCCGAGACAUUAUCUUGAGUGGGGCUAUCCCUCUGUUAAUUCAAAUGUUGGAUUCAAAUGAACCGAAUCUCAUUCGUUCUAGCUGUUUGACUAUGUCUCAUCUGGCCAGAGGUCCUGAGAACCAAUGGAGGGAACUAAGGUCCAAGGCCAUGACCUUGGCUUUGCUCCGUCAUUUGACAAGACAUGGGGCUACCACAGGAACCGAAGUGUGUUGGCUGAUGGGAUCUAUGACAGCAAAUAGUGAACAGUUUCGUAAGCAGAUCAUCGAAGAAGGUCUAUUACCUCUAUUGAUUAAUGUAUUUCAACUACUGAAGUCAGAGGACUGUGCUGUAUUGCCUGCGCUACGAACACUUGGUCACUUAUCAAGUGACUCUGGCACAGGCAGAUAUCUAGUGUUGGAGCCCCAAUUUCUCCCUUGUCUUAUUCAAUUGACGCAUUCAGAAGAUUGGGUUAUUACAAAAGAAGCACUUUGGGUCCUUUCCAAUGUUACGACUAUUAAAAUGGAUGAUAUAGUACAAAUUAUUAGAGAUACUGGCGAGGUUAAACACAUGGCCGAAUUGAUUAUGCAUGGAAAAUUUGAAGUUCGUGAAGAGGCAUCCAAAUGUCUCUUUAAUAUGGUCAUGCACGAUCCACCGUCGAUUGCAGCAUUACCCCACCAAUUUCUUUUACCAGCUUUUCUUGACUUUAUUCAAUCUCAAGAAGAACACCUUAUAAUUCUCGGUCUGUCAUAUGUUGAACUGUUACUAAAAUAUGUCCCAGAGUUGAAUGACAUCAAAAGACGACCUUCCAUUCAUCAUCUUUGUGCCACUAAUAUUGUGCCUUUUGGGAAUUGGCUUCUUACUUUCAAUUCGCAGAGAACAGCAAACACAAUUAGCUCAUGCAUUGGAGGCAGAAUUCACUCGGGAUGCUGUGAUUGAUGAAGACCAGGACCUUAAUGAUUCUGACACAGUUGCAGAUGAGAUUGAAGCUGGAGAUCCAGCCGAAGGCUCGUCAACAGCAACACGUGUCCGUAAGAUUGGAAAGAAACGCGGCGAGAAGUUGAAGCGAAAAGAGCAAAGAAGACAAUACCAAGAGUAUUUGCACCAACAAAAUGAAGUCAGAAAAGCUCAGGAGCAGAGACAGGAAGAAGAGUAUCGACAACGCAAACUAGAGGAAUCUAUUCGACGGGCAGAUGAGUUGGAUCAACUUCGGAAAACUCAAGCCAAGAAUGCAAAAAGAGAGCAAGAUGAACGUCAACGAAAGUUGAAGGAGGAAGAAAGAGAACAAAAGAGGAAAGACGCCAGAUUUGUAAAGUAUAGUGAGAAGAUCAAACUCCUCGUAAAGCAGAAGCUCAAAGUGUGCACUAUGGAAGAGGUCGGGCUGACCUUGGGUAUGGAACCAAAAGAUUGUAAGGAUAUGCUGGAGAUGAUUUGUGCAUUGGAUCCUCAGUUCUCUCUUUGUCUGUGGACAGACGAUACUUUUAUGUUUGUCACUGAGGAAGACUACGGGCAGUUAAAAGAGUACGCUUCUGAGCACGGAAAGUUGUCUGUCAAAGAGGCAGUUGAGCAGGAUUUCUUUCUGGUACUGUGA